Molecule: messenger RNA, 2098 nt
Organism: Suncus etruscus (white-toothed pygmy shrew)
Lineage: Eukaryota; Metazoa; Chordata; Mammalia; Eulipotyphla; Soricidae
Gene: MAPKAPK5
Product: MAPK activated protein kinase 5
Exons: 14
Coding region: 1-2001 (666 amino acids)
Biological process (GO): peptidyl-serine phosphorylation; Ras protein signal transduction; negative regulation of TOR signaling
Cellular component (GO): cytoplasm; nucleus
Molecular function (GO): ATP binding; calcium/calmodulin-dependent protein kinase activity; calcium-dependent protein serine/threonine kinase activity
Source: RefSeq, a predicted model, not a curated record
AUGGCCAAUAUCUGUGCAGUCAGACCCAACCUUGUCCCGCCCACCACCGAAGACGUCAUCACCGCCGCGCCCGCAUCACGGAAGGCCCCGCUCCCGAGUGGGGGUCCUUUUCUGGUCUCGGCGCAGUCGAGGGCAGUCCUGGCGAACGCCUGUCCACGUAGCCUGUGGGUCGGGGACGGCUCGGAAAUUCCAGCGGAUCGCGGCGCGGGGCGCGUGGGGUCAUGGGGACUCGGAAGCGGGCGACGAUUAGGGCGGCUCGGGGCUUCGGAAUCGCAAGGCGACAGGCGGUCGGUGGGGCUGCCCCGGCGCGGCUGCCCCGGCGAUGUACGGCGCUGGAGGAGCGGCGGCGGCGGGAGAGGGAGCGAGAGCGGGAGUGGGAGUGGGAGCGAGCGACUCGGCCUCGACAAGGCUCCGGCUCCGGCUCUGGCGAGCCCAGGCUUUGGCGGCGGCGGCCCUGCGAGGCCCCGGCCCGGCGUCCCCGGCAGGGCCCCUCCGCGACUCGCCCUGCCCCGGGAAGCCGCUGCUCCGGCCGGGGAUGAGGCCGGGCGGCCGCCGCCUCCUCCUCGCGGGGCCCCGCAGCCCGGCUCGGCCCUAGAGCCGCCCGCUCACGCCCAGCCCGCCGAGCCGCCCGCCCGCGCCGCCAGCCCCCCCGGGCACUCCUCGCGGCCGCGGCCGGCUCCGGGCGAGAGCGACAUGGAGAAAGCCAUCAGGGAAACCUCCAUUUUAGAGGAAUACAGUAUCAAUUGGACUCAGAAGCUGGGAGCUGGAAUUAGUGGGCCAGUCAGAGUCUGUGUGAAGAAAUCUACCCAAGAACGGUUUGCUCUAAAAAUUCUUCUUGAUCGUCCAAAAGCUAGAAAUGAGGUUCGCCUUCACAUGAUGUGUGCCUCACACCCGAAUAUUGUUCAAAUUAUUGAAGUCUUUGCUAACAGCGUACAGUUUCCUCAUGAGUCCAGCCCCAGGGCUCGACUCUUAAUUGUAAUGGAGAUGAUGGAAGGGGGAGAGCUAUUUCACAGAAUCAGCCAGCACCGGCACUUUACAGAGAAGCAAGCCAGCCAAGUAACAAAGCAGGAUGCCCCAGUGAAGUUGUGUGACUUUGGGUUUGCCAAAAUUGACCAAGGAGACUUGAUGACACCCCAGUUCACCCCUUAUUAUGUAGCACCUCAGGUUUUGGAGGCACAAAGACGGCAUCAAAAGGAGAGAUCUGGCGUCAUACCUACCUCGCCCACACCCUAUACUUAUAAUAAGAGCUGUGAUUUGUGGUCCCUCGGGGUGAUUAUCUAUGUGAUGUUAUGUGGAUAUCCACCCUUUUACUCCAAACACCACAGCCGGACUAUCCCCAAGGACAUGCGGAAAAAGAUCAUGACGGGCAGCUUUGAGUUCCCGGAGGAGGAAUGGAGCCAGAUCUCAGAGAUGGCCAAGGAUGUUGUGCGGAAGCUCUUGAAGGUGAAGCCCGAGGAAAGGCUGACCAUCGAGGGAGUGUUGGACCACCCUUGGCUCAACUCCACCGAGGCCUUGGACAAUGUGCUCCCUUCUGCUCAGCUGAUGAUGGAUAAGGCAGUGGUUGCCGGAAUCCAGCAGGCUCACGCUGAGCAGUUGGCCAACAUGCGAAUCCAGGACCCGAAAGUCAGCCUCAAACCCUUGCACUCUGUGAACAACCCUAUUCUGAGAAAGAGGAAACUACUCGGCACCAAGCCAAAGGAUGGUGUGUACAUCCAUGACCGUGAAAAUGGAGCUGAGGAUUCCAAUGUUGCCUUGGAAAAGCUCCGAGAUGUGAUCGCUCAAUGUAUACUCCCACAGGCUGGAGAGAAUGAAGACGAGAAACUGAAUGAAGUGAUGCAGGAGGCUUGGAAGUAUAACCGGGAGUGCAAACUUCUAAGAGAUACUCUGCAGAGCUUCAGCUGGAAUGGUCGUGGAUUCACAGACAAAGUUGAUCGGCUAAAGCUGGCAGAAAUUGUGAAGCAAGUGAUAGAAGAACAGACCACAUCCCACGAAUCCCAAUGAUGAGAAAUCAGACUUUGUUUUUUAACAAUUUGAAAAAUUAUUCUUUAAUGUAUAAAGUAAUUUUUAUGUAAAUGAAUAAAUCCUAAUUUCAUUUCCA